UAAGAAGCUAACACGCUCAAGCUUUAUUUGAUAAUAUCUACAUAUAUUAUAAUAUUGUCAUUCUUUCCAUUCCAAGUGACCGACCAUUAUAAUGAAUACCAACAACGUGAUCCUCCAGGUUGCAAUCUUCCUCCUCACCAAUGUCGUAUUGUUCAUAUCCUCGGCGUCAAUUCGGACUCAAUGUAAAAUACCAAAAGACUUGAAAGUCCAAUACGAGAAACUAUCCAGCGCAGCGAUCGGCAAUAACUUUUUUCUACCAGCUGAAAUAGCUCCAGCGGGAAGUGACCAACAAGAACUGACCGAAGGGGAUAAAACUUGCCCAAAAUCUUCUGUAUCUACUGAUAUCAUCCGCGAACGUUCAACCUGCCCAUGGUACCUGAAAAUUACCCACAAUUCGACAUAUUUUCCUCCAUCACGCACUGAAGUCGUGUGUCGCUGUACAGACUGCCUGGACUCUGAGAGUAACCACCAAUGUGUGAUGGUAUAUACUCCAACGACUGUCCUGAAACGUACAGUCGAAUGUAUUGAUGGACUCUACGUUUAUCAACCAAGUGUCAUCCAUGUAGCCACAGCCUGUGUGUGUGCACGGAAAAUCGAUGUAAUACCCGGAGGAAAUGAAGAUGAAUAUGAAACAUAAUAUCGGCCAAAAUCAUCAAACAUCCAAUUGUGUGUAACACAAAAGUUUUUCAUAAUGUUAUGGAAGUUUCAGUAAACCACUGUGUGGUUGUUAUAAGUAACACAUACGAAACAUGUACACACACGAUAAAUCAUACAAACGCGUAUAUGCAAAUAUGCAUUCUCUCUCUCUCUCUCUUUCUAUUUCUUCCUCUCUCCCUCUUUUCUCACAGAC
Octopus bimaculoides (California two-spot octopus) is the source of this 850-nucleotide messenger RNA. Its product is annotated as interleukin 17-like protein. Gene Ontology annotation, cellular component: extracellular region. Gene Ontology annotation, molecular function: cytokine activity. The record is from RefSeq and is a predicted model, not a curated record. Lineage: Eukaryota; Metazoa; Mollusca; Cephalopoda; Octopoda; Octopodidae.